GUACUGCUUAACUGAGAGAUGAAUUGAAUAGUGGAUGGAGGAGUGCUCGUGCAAGAUUGUUCUCGUUGGUGAUAGUCGAUGUGGAAAGACCUCCCUUAUACACAGAUUCGUCAGCGACAGCUACACGCAGGUGUAUACGCCAACAGGGUUUGAAAGAUAUACUGCAACCUAUUGCGUUGGAGGUUACAGAAUACAUUUCACAUUGUGGGACACAUCAGGAACAUCGGCUUACGAUACUGUUCGUCCUCUUUCUUACAAAGACGCAAGUGUUUUCCUACUCUGCUUCACAAUUGGCAGCCCGGACUCUCUGGACAAUACCGUAAAUAAGUGGUUUCCGGAAAUCCGCCAGCAUAGUCAGAACAUCCCCAUCAUCCUUUGCGGUUGCCAAAGUGACCUUCGCAACGACGCGGAAACCAUGUGCGCCUUGGCCAAGCUGAAAAAAGUGCCUGUCACAGCAGAACAGGCCCUCGGCGUUUCCCGACAGAUCCACGCGACUACUUACGUGGAGACCUCCUCACGUUUGUGCCCACGCAGCGCUUGCGAAGCCUUCGAGAUCUCUGCGCUUGCUGCCCUUGGCAAACUCAACAAGAAUCACAUCCUGCGCACUCCCCUCUCUACCAUGGGAUCGAGAGGGAAGUAUAAGAACAAGGAUGUUCUCAAAGAGGACUUGAGAGACAGAACGCGAAACUGUAUCCUCAUGUGAGCAAUCUCUUCUUAACGUCAUCUUUUGCAAAUCUCGAGAGGACCAUUAAAUGCUUAGUUGUUUGAUU
Messenger RNA from Argiope bruennichi, 770 nucleotides. Its product is annotated as ras-like GTP-binding protein rhoA. Gene Ontology annotation, biological process: small GTPase-mediated signal transduction. The coding region runs from base 35 to 703 and encodes 222 amino acids. The record is from RefSeq and is a predicted model, not a curated record. Gene Ontology annotation, molecular function: GTPase activity; GTP binding. The transcript has 5 exons. NCBI's taxonomy places the organism in Eukaryota, Metazoa, Arthropoda, Arachnida, Araneae, Araneidae.